CAGUCAAGUUUUGUUUGUUUGUUUGGUCGUUUGGCAUAUUCUAUUAUGAAAGAGCUGAUUCUAUUGUCCAGGUCGGUUUUGUUCUCUGUUAAAAUGUCAUACUUCACAAACAUUUACUAUUAAACCCCAAAUUAGAAAACCCAACGAAAUGGUUUCACUAAGCAUUCAGUUUUUUUCAUUUUUCCAAUAGUAACAUCAGAUUUUUAACUAAUAAUCGUAGCAACGGCAAAAACCAUAACAGAACAGCAGAACAAACCUCCCCCAAAAGCCUCCUCUUAAAUAGGUUGUCUCUAAACCCUUCAAAUCUCCAAAACAUAGUCAAGAACAUGAUAAGCAAAAUCAAAUCUCAAAAGAAGAGAAGAAUGGAUCCCAACGCGAAAACAAUUUUCUUCUUGGCUAUGUUUUUCAUCUAUUUAUCUUUCCCUAAUAUCUCACUCGCACAUACGGAAGUUGACGACGAAACUCCAUUUACAUACGAACAAAAAACAGAAAAAGGACCCGAGGGAUGGGGAAAAAUAAAUCCGCAAUGGAAAGUUUGUAACACCGGAAGAUAUCAAUCGCCGAUCGAUCUUACUAACGAAAGAGUCAGUCUUAUUCAUGAUCAAGCAUGGACAAGACAAUAUAAACCAGCUCCGGCUGUAAUUACAAAUAGAGGCCAUGACAUUAUGGUAUCAUGGAAAGGAGAUGCUGGGAAAAUAACAAUACGUAAAACGGAUUUUAAAUUGGUGCAAUGCCAUUGGCAUUCACCCUCUGAGCAUACCGUUAACGGAACUAGCUACGACCUAGAGCUUCACAUGGUUCACACGAGUGCACGAGGCAGAACUGCGGUUAUCGGAGUUCUUUACAGAUUAGGGGAACCUAAUGAAUUCCUCACAAAGCUACUAAAUGGAAUAAAAGCAGUGGGAAAUAAAGAGAUAAAUCUAGGGAUGAUUGAUCCUCGAGAGAUUAGGUUUCAAACCAGAAAAUUCUAUAGAUACAUUGGCUCUCUCACUGUUCCUCCUUGCACUGAAGGCGUUAUUUGGACUGUCGUCAAAAGGGUGAACACAAUAUCAACGGAGCAAAUUGCAGCUCUGAGGGAAGCCGUUGACGAUGGGUUUGAGACAAAUUCAAGACCGGUUCAAGACUCAAAGGGAAGAUCAGUUUGGUUCUAUGAUCCAAAUGUUUGAUAUAUUGAUUUCUAUUUAUUUUGUAAUUUAUACCCUUUUUACAAAAUAUCAUUUUGUAAUAUCGAGAUUUUUUCGAACUUUAAUUAAGAAAACAAUUAAUGGGUAAA
Molecule: messenger RNA, 1273 nt
Organism: Arabidopsis lyrata subsp. lyrata
Lineage: Eukaryota; Viridiplantae; Streptophyta; Magnoliopsida; Brassicales; Brassicaceae
Product: alpha carbonic anhydrase 4
Exons: 7
Coding region: 327-1166 (279 amino acids)
Molecular function (GO): carbonate dehydratase activity; zinc ion binding
Source: RefSeq, a predicted model, not a curated record